Messenger RNA from Clarias gariepinus (North African catfish), 2417 nucleotides. It is a transcript of the gene ccdc80l2, whose product is annotated as coiled-coil domain containing 80 like 2. The record is from RefSeq and is a predicted model, not a curated record. The coding region runs from base 77 to 2197 and encodes 706 amino acids. The transcript is spliced from 7 exons. NCBI's taxonomy places the organism in Eukaryota, Metazoa, Chordata, Actinopteri, Siluriformes, Clariidae.
UCUCGCCCUGCCUCCUCAGCUCCAGAUGCAGAGCAAAGUCAUGCUUUGAGUGACAGUGUGAUUGCACGUCUGAGGAAUGCAUCGUGUGUGGAUAGUUGUAGUCGGACUUGUCUUGUCUAGUUGCAGCACAGCGCUGUCAGCGAGAACAGGCAAGAACAGACAACGGUCGAAAACAAGAGAUGAACCUGUGGGCCCUCGGGAGCAUGCUGGAGCAAAGGAAGCUGGAGUACGAGAACCUGGAGGAACUCCAGAGGCCGACUUCUUGGCUGACUUUUCAGGGAAAAAGCGUUUAUGGGUGAUAACCGCCCCAUCAUACAACGAUAACUACUUACUCAUGAUGGAGAAACAGAUCCAGGAGUCUGAAGGGCUGAACUGUCGAUUAGCAGACAGAGAUACCCUCAUUGUGACCAUUAUUCAAAAUGCAAUGAUGGAAGGCAAAAUCCGACGCACAACCAUGGAGGGACAGGCCACAGAGCAAGCUCUGGAUUCAGACAUGGUAACAAAACUGCUUCAUUACCUGGAACUGGAACACCAGAAGUUCUCCAUGUUGAUUCUAAAGAAGAACCUGAAGGUUGGUGAGAGAUUUCCUUACCCAGUGCGUGUGGAGGCUGUUUUGGAGGUUAUUGAUAACCUCCCUGCACGCAAGCUGGAGAUAGUUGCAAGGAAAGGGUUACUUCAUAGAUGCAGGAUUACUAAAAAGAGGUUAGUAGUGAAGCCGAAUGGUGGGAAGAAGAGAAGGAUCGUCAGCCCUCAAAACCAGGGAAAUUUUACAUCCAUAUUUCCUUCACAACAACAAACAAAAGAUAAAAAGGCAGCCAUCAGAAACAAAGUUCAGGCUAUUCUUAACGGACGCUCCAGAUUUGUCAUCCGUAAAACGUCUGGGAAUCGUGGUGGUGGCAAGGUGACCUCAGCUCCCAAAACUGAGGUAAAUGAGGAGGGGAAUCUCAAGCUUGACAGGCGGACAGAAAGCCCUGGAGGUGCAAGAGAAAACACAGCAGCGAAAGUGGAGAAUAAAUACGAUGAUGAGGGGAAUAAAAGAGCAAGUUCAGUAACAGAGACUAAAGGAGAGCAAAUGGGUGACCCAUCCAAAUCAAAAGGCAAGGGAAAAAAGGAGAAGGACAAGAAAAAGAAAAAAGGGAAAAGAGGAGGAAAGAAGUCACAACGGGAAGCAGACAAUAAAGAGAAAACAGCUCUCAAAGAGUUUAUGGAAAAGCUAAAGGGCCAAAGAAGACUCCUUGUAAUCUCUUCCGCCAGUGAGCUCUCAAGCCAAUAUAUCCAACAAAGAGAUGAUAAUGAGCUGCACAGCUGUGAUUUGGCUUUACGGAAAAUUACAGUGCUGUCCAUCCUGGGCUCAGAGCAAAGCCCCACACUGAGAUUGCAACACUAUCAACAAGAUGGAGAUUCUCGACUUGGCUCACUGCCAGACAACAUCAGAAAUCCUGAACUGAUCAGGCAAAUCCGCAAAGAAUAUGGACUUGAAUCCAAAGAGUUUUCUAUGGCUGUGACAGACUAUGACCUGAGACCUAAUCUUGGGAAGGUGUUUAAUUCACCAACAGCCCCAUCAACUAUUAUAAAUUACAUCGACACCUUUCAGUCACGGUGGCUGGAAAAAGCAGAGGAGAAGAACACUCCCUCCGCCUGUUCUCCAUCUGAGAACAAUAAACAGGCCGAGAACUCCCUGCUCAGAUUUAUGUCCAAAAGACGACUUUUGAUCAUCUCUGCCCCCAGUGAAGAUGACUAUUCCUUUCACCAGCAAAUUCAAGCCCUUAAUGGACAGGAGUGUCAGAUGGGUAUCCGUCACUUUGCGUUGCUGCAACUUGUAGGAAAAGGAACUGAGGCUUUAGGGUCUGUUGAGCUGUUUUCGCUAAAUGGCAAAAGUCAGACUGAAAAAGAUAAGCUGUCUCCAGACAUGGUGAGAAAUCUGAGAGACCAGUUGAAGAUCACCACUGACUACUUCAGCAUGCUGGUAGUGGGGAAGGAUGGUGAGGUCAAGGCCUGGUUUCCAACAUCAGUGUGGACUUUGUCUAAUAUCUAUGACUUGGUGGAUUCCAUGGAGUUACGUCAACAAGAACAGAAGCUUCAGCAGACUCUUGGUAUUUACUGUCCCGAAGACAGUGUUGGUCCUGUGGCCGGUGCUUACCAUGGAUAUACAAGAGAGGCCGAUGACAGUUAUCUGUACCAUCGAUCAGAGGACUGACAGUACAAGCAAGUUCAAAAACAUAUGAAUCAGUCAUUUGCUGCAUCAUAAAAAAAUGCUAGGUAGCAAAUGAAAUAUUGGAAAAGUCACAACGUUAAAAGUUAUUGCCUGCUUCCUAAUUAUUAUAGGCUGAAUUCUACAAUUGUUGUACAUGAAAAUCAUGUCAAGUAAAACUGUUAUAUGCUGCUAGCACAAUAUAUACUGUAUGUGAACCAACCAA